AUGGCGGAAAAAUCAGUGUUCAAGAAGUCUACGCUGGUUUGGCUCCCUAUCAUAUGGGUUAGUGCUCCGACAGAACCUGCAAGUGCAGCUUUUCGGGUCAGUUCGAAACCAGAUAUUCUCACAGACAUGCAGCGCUCGGUUGCUUCAAAAACUUUAAACAUUGAUCAAUCUAAAAUGCUAGAUUUUUUGAGGCCGGGAGGAGAAUCAUGA
Messenger RNA from Sclerotinia sclerotiorum 1980 UF-70, 210 nucleotides. RefSeq lists its product with no specific name. NCBI's taxonomy places the organism in Eukaryota, Fungi, Ascomycota, Leotiomycetes, Helotiales, Sclerotiniaceae. The record is from RefSeq and is a predicted model, not a curated record. The transcript has a single exon. Bases 1 to 210 code for a protein of 69 amino acids.